AUGUUUAAAUAACCUCCAUAGUUGCAUAUAAAAUAACAAGAAAAACUAGGAACAAAUCAUUAGUUUAAUUUUAAUUCUUUGAGAGACUUGUAGAAGAAUACGAAUGAAAAAAGAACUUCAAAGUAAAAUUUUUAAAGUAUAUUUGACAAUAUAAUUACUCUAUUAAAGGAACUUAGAGUUAGAUAAUAAUAAAUCUAAUCCUAUGUUUAAAAUGAAAUAAUUGAUAUGAAUUAGAAAUUAGAUCAGGCUUCAAAAUAACUAUUAUUGGCUAUUGAACAAUAUCAAUAGGGCGAAAAAGAAGAAAAUCAUUUAGAGUCCACCUUAAAUUCCUCAAAAUAACAUUUUUUUAACUAAUAAUCAUAAAAUCCAACGAACAACAAGGAGAUAAUACAAAUUAAAUUAUAAUAAUAAGACUCUCAUUCAAUAUCUUCAAGCUCAUCUAAAUUUUUCAUAAACAAAAAUGUUAUCGAAAAUUCAUAAAUAAAUCAAUCAUCUCAAAGUUUAAUGAAGCCAAAUCUAAUGCAAAUAUAUACAAAAUCUAAGCACGGAGAUUUUUUUGAUUAAAUAACAAACAUAAAUAAACAAACACAAAAUCCAAUUAGCGAAAAAACCUAAAAUAAAAAUAGCAAUGUAGGAUUUCUUCAUAAUCUUAUCAACUCACAGAAACCUAAAGAUACAGCAAUUAAGAAUAAAACCAAUAUCACAGAAGAAAAUUAAGAUAAUUCGCUUCUUAAAACUUAAUAUGCUAAUUAGUCAAGUUGCUAUUAUUGCGGGAAGGCUUUUGAUUCUGAAUUUAUAUUAACUCCUUGUUAUCAUAAUUAUCAUGAUCCGUGCUUAAGAGAACAUUAUGAAUUAUUAUUAAAAGAAUAUAAGAAUUAAAAAUAAAUAGUUUGUAUGUGUAAGAUGAAAUUGCCAUAGCUGUUUAUUAGUCGGAGUUUAAAAGUUAAUUUGGAGAGCUUACUCUAAAAAUAAGUAGAGGUAAUAAAAGAGAAAAUAAAAAGUUAAAUAGACUGGUGUGUAAAAUGUAAGUUUUUCUGGAUAAGAAGAAUGAGUGACACUUAUACUAGGUAAUGUAAAAUGUGUGAUUAAAAUGGAGUCAUCAUCAUAAAGUCUAAAUGA
Molecule: messenger RNA, 1119 nt
Organism: Paramecium tetraurelia
Lineage: Eukaryota; Ciliophora; Oligohymenophorea; Peniculida; Parameciidae
Exons: 1
Source: RefSeq, a predicted model, not a curated record